AUGGAGCCAUCAGCUCUUGAUUUUAGUCAGGCCUUGAGCUUUGUAACACUAUUUGAAGACGAAAUAUCUCGAUGGGAUGCAGUCACUUCACGCAACACCAAUGCGGAUGGCUUCUUCGUCUAUGCAGUUCGCACUACCAAGAUAUUCUGUCGACCAAUAUGUAAAGCCCGUCUUCCCCGCCGAGCAAACGUCUCAUUCUUCACCAAUGGCUACGAUGCCCAGAAAGCUGGUUUCCGCCCUUGCAAACGCUGUAAGCCCGAAGUAGCAGGGUUCAUGCCAGAGGAAACAGCUGUGCGAAAGAUCCGGGCGUUUGUACAACAACAAACAGAGAAACAGGGCGAUGCGGAAGUCAGGCUGAGCCUCAGUCAGAUGGCGAGGCAGACCGGGUUGUCUAAGUGGCACUUUCAUCGAGUGUUUAAGAAAUGUGUUGGUGUGACACCAACAGAGUAUCUGAGAAAACAAAGACAAGGUCAAGGUGUCCAGAGCUUGCUGGAAAAUGGAGAAACAAGUUGGAUAGACAAACUGGACUUCGAAACUCUGGGCCAAGAAGACUUUGACUUUGCUUCUUGGGAUGAGUCUGUGGUUGGCUCAGGGUAUGCAACUACAGAAACACCAGCAACAACUCUCAGUGGCAGUGGCAGUGGCAGCCCAUGGUCAAUCGAGGAAUUUUUGAUUUGGCCAGAAGAGAACAAAGCGACGCUUGAAUAA
Fusarium tjaetaba is the source of this 708-nucleotide messenger RNA. Its product is annotated as family transcriptional regulator. NCBI's taxonomy places the organism in Eukaryota, Fungi, Ascomycota, Sordariomycetes, Hypocreales, Nectriaceae. The transcript has a single exon. The record is from RefSeq and is a predicted model, not a curated record. Gene Ontology annotation, molecular function: zinc ion binding; sequence-specific DNA binding; DNA-binding transcription factor activity. Gene Ontology annotation, biological process: regulation of DNA-templated transcription; DNA repair. Bases 1 to 708 code for a protein of 235 amino acids.